CAGUUCAAAUUUUAUUCUGAAAUCCAAAAUAGUGCAAUUGAAACUUAGGAGUGGAAUUAGUGUACAAUCCCAAUCUUGGGGAUUUAGUCAGAUUAUCCUCCAAAGCUUGUCUCUAGUUUGACCUAAACUUUGAGCUGUUUCUUUCGGUGCCACUAUGUCUGAAAACUGAAUGAACUACUUCUACAAGAUGUCAUUGAAGAGUAUAGUAACCUCUCCCCUUUCAGGGAUCGCUCUUUUGGUUCUUCUCGCUGCUCUCCUUCUCACAUUCUCCCCCAAAUUCUACACUCCCCAGAGGUUGUUCAGUGCUGAAGAACUUGCUUUAUUCAACGGAACUGACGAACGGUUGCCAAUCCUUCUAGGAAUUCUCGGAUCUGUGUUUGAUGUAACCAAAGGAAAAUCUCAUUAUGGUGCAGGAGGGGGAUACAAUCAUUUUGCUGGAAGGGAUGCUUCUCGUGCAUUUGUAUCUGGAAACUUCACAGGAGAUGGACUAACUGAUUCAUUGCGUGGUCUCUCAAGCACUGAGGUAAAGAGCGUUGUUGAAUGGAGGGAUUUCUACUUCAAAACUUAUAAGUAUGUUGGCAAGCUAGUAGGUCGAUACUAUGAUGGCCAAGGGAAUCCAACCAAAUAUAUGAAAGGAGUUGAAGCAAAGGCUGCCAGAGGUGCACAGCUUCUAGACAAGCAGAAGAUUGAAGAAGCUAAAUUACCUUCGUGCAAUUCAAGAUGGAGCCAAGAUGAGGGUGGCGAGGUAUGGUGUGACGUUGGCCACCCUAGGAUGGUCCAGAGGCCACUAGAAAUCGCUUUGACCGGAAAGAUGAGUAAGCGCUGUGCUUGCUUUGAAGAAUCUCAGUUGAACCAACCGGGUUUGGAGGUAUAUGAAGGAUGUGAUUACCAUGCCAAUAGGUGCAAAGUUUAAAGAAGAAUCUAUUGCCAAUAGACGAAUACUUUGGACAUAUUUGUGCUUGAAUAUCAUCGUUAAAAUCUUAAUUUACUGUAGUGUUGAUUGAUAGUCAAGUUUAGAAGAGUUCAAUUUAAUCCAACAGGUAUAGAACAUAUGCAUCACACAAAGUAUAUAUUUUGUCUUUUAAGUUUUCAAAAAAUUCUAAACAUACCUCUAUAAUGUUUAGUUUAUUGUAAUUUUAUCCUUAAAAUAUUUCAUUAGUUCUAAAUUUAUCCCUACCAUCAAAAUCAAUUAAA
Molecule: messenger RNA, 1194 nt
Organism: Arachis duranensis
Lineage: Eukaryota; Viridiplantae; Streptophyta; Magnoliopsida; Fabales; Fabaceae
Product: membrane-associated progesterone-binding protein 4
Exons: 8
Coding region: 170-913 (247 amino acids)
Cellular component (GO): endomembrane system; membrane
Source: RefSeq, a predicted model, not a curated record